AAGUGUAUUCUAUGUUAUGACAACUGACAUUUUAUUAAAACUAGUAUAACCUCUAUUGAUAUUUUUUUGUUAGUAGUAAAGUGAUUAUAAUUUUUUGUUUUUUUUUUCUUAUCAUGUAAAGAAAAUGAUUAAGAGUCGUAAUAUUUUGUUCUUGUUCAUUAGCGCGAUAUAUUUAUCUAAUUCUAACGCAGAUACUUGUAUUAAUAACGACCCGUGCCUUUGUCAAAUAAAUGAAAACGAUAAAAUAGACAUAUCAGAAAUUUCAAAUGAAAUUAAACCCCCCGAUUACCUUAGUAGCACAAUUAAUAAAGUCACAUAUACUUUCGUCGGAUGUCGUGAUAAUACAUAUAAUAAUGUUUUAGGGAGUUUAAUCAUCACCUCUGAGACUAAUAAUACUAAACUUGUCAGUAAAAGUAUAGGUAAUGCCAGUAAUAUCAAAUUCAGCAAAGAGGAUAGCAAUUACCUUAUAACAUAUAUUAAUGGCAAAGUACAUCCUGUAAUAGUCCUUCUUUGUGAUCAAUAUAAGAUUCCGUUUCUUAAAGUUAUUAAUAAUAGUUCAACAGAUCCGAAACUGCUGUUAUCCUCUCCAACAUUAUGUAUAAAAACCGAACACCAUGGUAUGAGCGGAGGCUCGACAUUUUUAUUAAUUCUAUUCAUCGGUUUGGUUAUUUAUUUCGUUGGUGGAGCUUUAGUGCUUUAUUUCAUUAGGGGAGCGCGCGGAGCUGAGUUGAUACCAAACGUCGAUUUCUGGACAAACUUACCGGGUUUAGUGAAGGAUGGUCUGAUAUUUUUGCUGUCCGGUUGCAAACCGAAUUUCGUUACAACCGCGGAAAGUUACGAUAGGAUUUGAUGUAGAUUUGGUUGUAUGAAUUUGACUGAAAUGAUUGUCGUUAUUGUUGUUUUGUAUAAAGUUGAUUGGAUAAGUGGUUUAUUUUUUAUCUGAAAAGUGCUUCUAGUUUAUUUUUGGCGUUUUAUUACAUAAAAUAUAUUAAUAAUAUGAUCGUUCUUGAUGAAGUUCCACUUUUUUUGGGUUUCUCUUGUAUUUCGUGUCGUUUUUUAUAAAUCUUCCUAUCGACAGAUCGCUGCACAAAUAAACAAACGUUUUACAUAUUUUUGUUUAAAAAUAAUGAUAAAACAGGUGAUUUGAGGAUUUAUUUUUGAAAAUUGAAGCCCAAAAAAAUUUAUUCGUCAACUUAAUAUAUUUGUAUAGUUAAAUCAUAGUCAGUUUUAUCACUUUAUUCUAUUCAUAGAUCUAAUAAAACGUGUUUUAAUUUAUUAAUUAAAUAUUAAUUUAUUUCAAUUUUUUUCUUUAAAAAGAUCUGUAGAAUUGACAAAAAUAUUUUUAUAUUUUGUAAUAUCAAACUGACUUUGAUUGUACUAUAACUUAUAGUCUAUAAGUAUGUGUAAAUUUAAUGUAGAUAAAAAAAACUAAAUGUAUUUGGUAAUUAAUAAAAUUAUUCAAUUA
Messenger RNA from Diorhabda carinulata, 1465 nucleotides. RefSeq names its product cation-dependent mannose-6-phosphate receptor-like. The record is from RefSeq and is a predicted model, not a curated record. Gene Ontology annotation, cellular component: trans-Golgi network. Bases 125 to 850 code for a protein of 241 amino acids. NCBI's taxonomy places the organism in Eukaryota, Metazoa, Arthropoda, Insecta, Coleoptera, Chrysomelidae. The transcript has 5 exons.